UUUAAGCUUUCUUGAGAACAAGAUUGUGCAUAGAUCUCUUCUUAGCUUUGUUUCUCUUUUAUGUCUAAAGAUCUUGAAAGUAUUGUGUAAAAUAACUUCUUAAAAGAGUGAAAACAAUGAAGUUUAUGAAACUUGGAACCAAACCUGAUUCAUUUCAAUCUAAAGGAGACAAUGUUAGGUAUGUAACAACUGAGUUAGAAGCAGAGAUCAUCAUCAUCAUCGACAAUGUCAAAUUUUAUCUGCAUAAGUUCCCAUUGCUGUCGAAAAGCGGAUUCUUGCAGAAACUCAUAGCAACAUCAAAAAAUGAAGAGGAGAAGAAGAACCAAAUUGAUGAGAUUGACAUAUCAGAGAUUCCUGGUGGUUCUGUUGCGUUUGAGAUUUGUGUCAAGUUCUGUUACGGCAUCACGGUGACUUUAAACGCUUACAAUGUAGUAGCAGCUCGUUGCGCGGCUGAGUUCUUGGAGAUGAAUGAAACGUUUGAGAAAAGCAAUCUUGUUUACAAGAUUGAUGUUUUCUUGAACUCAACCAUCUUCCGUAGUUGGAAAGAUUCUAUAAUUGUGCUUCAGACCACAAAAGAUCUCUUGUCUAAUUACUCAGAAGAGCUCUUGAAGCGUUGUCUUGACUCUAUUGCUUCUACAGCUUCGAUAGACACGUUGAAAGUCAAGUGGUCUUACAGUUACAACAGGAAGAAGAAGCUUGAGAACGUGAAAAAACCAGAAGAUGCGGUUCCAAAAGACUGGUGGGUAGAAGAUUUAUGCGAUCUUCAUAUGGAAUUGUAUAAACAAGCCAUUGAAGCAAUCAAGGCGAAAGGGAAAGUCCCGAAUACCGUUAUUGGAGAAGCGUUACACGCUUAUGCAAAAAGAAGAAUAGCUGGUUUUAGUAAAGGCUCAAUGCAAAUCGUUGAUAAAUCUUUAACUGAUACAAUCAUUGAGCUUAUACCAGGUGAGAAAAGAAGUGUUUCUUCUAGUUUCUUGACCAAGUUACAUCGAGCAUCGAUCUUUCUUGGAUAUGAAGAAACAGUGAAAGAGAGGUUAAAGAAAAGAAUCAGUGAGCAGCUUGAAGAAACAACAGUGAAUGAUAUCUUGAUGUAUGAUUUGGAUAUGGUGCAGAGCCUAGUGAAGGAGUUUAUGAACCGUGAUCCGAAAACUCAUUCGAAAGCAUCUGUUGCAAAACUCAUAGAUGGAUACUUAGCUGAGAAAUCAAGAGAUCCUAAUCUUCCUCUUCAGAACUUCCUCUCGCUCGCGGAGACACUCUCUAGCUUCCCAAGACAGUCUCAUGACGGGUUAUAUCGCGCCAUAGACAUGUUUCUCAAGGAACAUUCGGGUGUUAGCAAGAGCGAGAAGAAGAGAGUAUGCGGGUUAAUGGAUUGCAGGAAACUAUCAGCGGAAGCGUGUGAACAUGCUGUGCAGAACGAACGUUUGCCAAUGCGAGUGAUAGUGCAAGUUCUCUUCUUUGAACAGCUCAGAGCCAAUGGUUCAUCAACAGGAUACAGUACUCCUGAGCUCACCACAACGACUCUAAACACUGAGGAUGAUGAAUGGGACCAUGAGAAAGAGUUUUGAUCUCAGCAUUAUUGAAUCUUUUAUCAUAUGUUUCUUCAGAACUUUACAUCAAACUUUGAGUUUUUCCUGGUUAUUGUUUUUCUGAAUUGGAAACAUUUUGGUCCUGACCUUCGUAAAUGGGUCAGGUAGUAAUGGGUUUUGUGUCUGGGCUUGAAGCCGUUCCAAUCUCAAUUUUUAA
Messenger RNA from Arabidopsis arenosa, 1740 nucleotides. NCBI's taxonomy places the organism in Eukaryota, Viridiplantae, Streptophyta, Magnoliopsida, Brassicales, Brassicaceae. The record is from the annotation of a GenBank genome assembly.